AUGUUCACGUUUACUUACGGUGACGCGAUCGAUACAUCAAGCAAUGGGUGGUCUUUGGAUACAUCCGGAGGCCAGACCGUCACUCCUCCACCACAACUUGCGGACGUUUUCUUAGAGUGCGGAAACACUGGCGAUGCUAUUAUGUUCUCCGAUGAUCGACCUUCUGAAAGCCCACCUCAUUCUCCACAAAGCCAUUACAAAGAUGUGGCGGAGAAGAGCAAACGGGGCCAACCCAACGCACGGCAAAAUGAACAGGAAUUGUUGCAGCGACGUAAUGUGCAGCCACUACCAUCAGGGAAGGAUCUACUGUCCAGGCAGAAUUCACACCAAGAAAAAGCCUGGCGAAAGGAACAGGCUUCUCUUCAUGAGUCGACAAUAAGCCAGCAACCAGAGAUAAUUCCGCUCUUGGAGAGGAUACAACCAACAUGCGGUAACUUGUUUGUGAGGAAUCGAGACAAACAAGUUCAGACAGAAGUGCUCAGUCAGGUUGAUCAAGUCUUUACUCGCACCGAAUCAAUCAUCGAGGAAAAUCGCCGGCCCGAAAUUACGAAGGCUAGCCCCCUUUCGACAGGGUCCUCGUUACGAGCAGAAGAAAUCGCCCGAUUAUUUGCAGAGAAUCGAGAACUAAAAAGUCGGAACAAAAAUUUAGAAAUUGAAUUGCAAUUGAGCCAACAAACAAGUGCGAAGAAUGCGCGCGAACUAGAGGAGUUAAGGAAAUGCACAAAGAAAUCAGAGAGACUGCAGGAAAUGAUUAACCAACUGAAAGCUGAUCUGGAUGCAGAGAGGAAGGCCAAGAAUGAGCUACAGGAGAUGCUUAAGAGAGUUUCGACCUGGAAGCCAGCUUGA
Molecule: messenger RNA, 846 nt
Organism: Dibothriocephalus latus
Lineage: Eukaryota; Metazoa; Platyhelminthes; Cestoda; Diphyllobothriidea; Diphyllobothriidae
Source: the annotation of a GenBank genome assembly